Molecule: messenger RNA, 298 nt
Organism: Rhizophagus irregularis DAOM 181602=DAOM 197198
Lineage: Eukaryota; Fungi; Glomeromycota; Glomeromycetes; Glomerales; Glomeraceae
Source: RefSeq, a predicted model, not a curated record
AAAUCAAAAUGAAAUUCAACCUUUCUUUGCUACUUUUCACCCUUAUUGCCGUUGCCUAUAUUGGCGAUAUUUGUCAAACCUCUUUUGAUUGCUCUAGGGGUGAACAAUGUAAUUAUAUAACACAUACAUGUAGGGGUACCCCUGCUGAUUUUUUUCCAGUUUAGGUUCGGUCUCAGUUCGGUUUCAUCUUGCAAACCUCAAAACUGGGUUUUUUAUAUAGGUUAAACCAAUUAUCCAAACCGGUUUGAAACUUUUUUUAAACUUAGUUUACAAAUAGUUUAGAAUAAGUUUAUAAAUU